This is a messenger RNA of Phragmites australis (common reed), 1978 nucleotides long. Its product is annotated as CDK5RAP1-like protein. The record is from RefSeq and is a predicted model, not a curated record. The coding region runs from base 91 to 1878 and encodes 595 amino acids. Gene Ontology annotation, biological process: negative regulation of cyclin-dependent protein serine/threonine kinase activity; tRNA modification. The transcript is spliced from 3 exons. Gene Ontology annotation, molecular function: tRNA-2-methylthio-N(6)-dimethylallyladenosine(37) synthase activity; 4 iron, 4 sulfur cluster binding. NCBI's taxonomy places the organism in Eukaryota, Viridiplantae, Streptophyta, Magnoliopsida, Poales, Poaceae. Gene Ontology annotation, cellular component: mitochondrion; cytosol.
AGAAGGCCCCUGACGCGCCGCCGCUCUCGUCACCCCUCGUCCCCCUCCUCUCCUCUCGUCUCACCACCACACCGCCCACACCCGAACGCGAUGGUGGCGCCGCUCGCCCCCCUCACCGCCGCCGCCGCUCUCCGUCUCGGCGGCGGCCACCGCCACCGCCUCCUCCUCCUGGCGUCGCUCCGUCCCUACUCCGCCCCCACUCCCCGCCCUUCCGCCGUCCCUGCCGCACGGCGCCUCCCGCCGCCGCCUCCUCCUCCUCGCCGUCUCGCCCGCCCGUUCGCCGCCUCAGCCGCCGCGGCCGUAUCCGAGACGCAGACCGAUUUAGUGUCUGGUUCAACAACGUUAAGCAAGGGACGCAUCUACCACGAGACGUAUGGGUGCCAAAUGAAUGUGAAUGAUAUGGAGAUUGUGCUUUCUAUCAUGAAAAAUGAAGGUUAUGAUGAAAUUGUCCCUGACCCUGAGAGUGCAGAGAUAAUAUUUAUCAACACCUGUGCAAUCCGUGACAACGCAGAGCAGAAAGUCUGGCAGCGGCUCAACUACUUUUGGUUUCUAAAAAGGGAAUGGAAAGCUAAUGUCGCUGAAGGGAGAUCAAAAUCUUUGCGGCCUCCCAAGAUUGCUGUCCUUGGGUGCAUGGCAGAGCGACUGAAGGAGAAAAUUCUCGAUUCUGAUAAAAUGGUUGAUGUUGUUUGUGGACCUGAUGCAUAUAGGGACUUGCCUAGGUUGCUCCAGGAAGUUGAUUAUGGGCAUAAGGGUAUGAACACACUUCUCUCUCUUGAGGAGACUUAUGCUGAUAUCACCCCUGUAAGGAUCUCUGAAAAUUCGGUUACGGCAUUUGUGUCAAUUAUGAGAGGUUGCAACAAUAUGUGCUCGUUCUGCAUAGUUCCCUUCACUAGAGGUAGGGAAAGGUCCCGUCCAGUGUCUUCUAUUGUCCGAGAGGUUGGUGAGCUGUGGAAAGAAGGCGUGAAGGAAGUAAUGCUUCUUGGUCAGAAUGUAAACAGUUAUAAUGACACUUCUGAAGUAGAAGAGUUGGAGCCUGGCAAAAACUGGCAACUUAGUGAAGGAUUUUCCAGCAUGUGCAGGGUGAAGAAUAUGGGGUUCCGUUUUGCUGAUCUCCUGGAUCGGUUAUCUUUGGAAUACCCUGAGAUGCGGUUCAGGUUUACCUCUCCACAUCCAAAGGAUUUCCCAGAUGAGCUCCUAUAUUUGAUGAGGGACAAGCAUAAUAUCUGCAAACUUAUUCACAUGCCAGCUCAAACAGGCAGUUCUGCAGUCCUGGAAAGAAUGCGGAGGGGUUAUACUCGAGAAGCGUACUUAGAGCUUGUGCACAAAAUUCGUAAUGUUAUUCCAGAUGUUGGGCUAAGCAGUGAUUUCAUAUGUGGCUUUUGUGGAGAGACAGAAGAUGAACAUGCCGAGACUCUCAGCCUUGUAAGGGCUGUUGGAUAUGAUAUGGCUUACAUGUUUGCAUAUAGCAUGAGAGAAAAGACUCAUGCUCACCGAAAUUACGUGGAUGAUGUCCCCGAAGAUGUUAAGCAGAGGAGACUCACAGAACUGAUCAACACCUUCCGUGAAACCACAAAAAAGAACUAUGAUUCUCAAAUAGGUACAGUACAACUCGUUCUUGUCGAGGGACCCAACAAGCGGGCUCCCAAAACGGAGCUGAUUGGAAAGACGGAUAGGGGGCAUAGGGUCUCAUUUGCUAGUGUCCCUGUACCACAUACAUUUGAAGGCGAUGAAGUGCGGAAGCCUGUGGUUGGUGACUUUGUUGAGGUGAAAAUUCUCAGGUCGUCGACAGCAACGUUGUUUGGGGAGCCAAUUGCGCGCACAAGCUUGAGUGUGUUCUACAAAAAUGCUGUGUCCGAAGCACACGCUGUUGCUGCAUAAAGAAUAUUGAAGUGUGUAGCAGUUCUGAACUGAAUCAGAGAACCCUUGCAGUUAUCUUUCAAAUGACUAUAAUUUUAAACUAGAGAAGUUUAACUGGGCA